Molecule: messenger RNA, 207 nt
Organism: Pieris macdunnoughi
Lineage: Eukaryota; Metazoa; Arthropoda; Insecta; Lepidoptera; Pieridae
Source: the annotation of a GenBank genome assembly
AUGUUUCCCUUAACACCGCCCGUGGUAAAGCGCUUAUUAGGGUGGAAAAAAGGUCCUGAAGGAACUUCAGCCGCCGAGGACAAAUGGUCAGAAAAGGCCGUGAAGAGUUUAGUAAAGAAAUUGAAGAAAACUGGAGCUAUCGAGGAGCUUGAGAAGGCGUUGUCGAAUCAAAGCGGUCAUACCAAAUGUGUUACAAUACCAAGGUAA